AUGGACCAGGAGGCGGCCCAGCUGGAGAAGCAGCACGUACACCACGUGUAUGAGAGCACCGCCCGCUGCCUCAGCGACCUGCAGGGCAAAGCCUGGCCCCGCGUCCGCCAGUUCCUGCAGGACCAGGAGCCAGGCAGCCUCAUCGCCGACAUAGGUUGUGGGACUGGAAAGUACCUUAAAGUGAACAGCCAGGUGCACACCCUGGGCUGUGACUACUGCGGGCCGUUGGUAGAGAUUGCCCGGAGUAAGGGAUGUGAAGUCAUGGUAUGUGACAACCUUAACCUCCCCUUUAGGGAUCAGGGCUUCGAUGCCAUCAUCUCCAUAGGAGUGAUACAUCAUUUCUCAACAAAACAGAGAAGAAUCCGAGCGAUAAAGGAAAUGGCCCGCAUCCUGGUGCCCGGAGGCCAGCUGAUGAUUUACGUGUGGGCGAUGGAGCAGAAGCACCGGCGCUUUGAGAAGCAGGACGUGCUGGUCCCGUGGAACCGGGCCCUGUGCUCCCGGCUCCUGUCCGAGGGCAGCCCGCCGGGCAGGAGGAAGCCGGGUGGCCCGGAGAGAAGCCACCCCUACCCGCCGCCCGGCACCAGCGGCUGCACCUGCUCUGUCUGCUUCAGGGAGCGACGGGAUGCCAGGCGGUCCCACAGCGCCGACUACGAGCCUGGCAGGGCCAGGACGUGCUGUGCCAAUGUUUCCAAGCAGGCCAGGGCAGAGAACGGCUUCUACAACACGCUGGGAAGAUCUUUUCGCUCCUGGUUCUGCUCCAGAUCCCUGGAUGAGUCCAGUCUGCAGAAGCAAGUGGAAAGAGGGAGAUCCUUGAACAGCACAGACGGCUGGGCCUCCAGCACCGUCUCCAUCCAGCCUGCCAGACACAUCAGUUUGGACAGGGAUCCCCGAGAGCCAUCGUCAGCAAGAGAGCAGAGCUCCGAUGAGGACGUGUUUGUGGAAACGUCUCAGAAGCACGUGGAGUGGCUGCGAGCACCAGCCAUGGGGGGACAUCCAGGCGGAGACCCCCGAGGAGAAACGGGGAGAGGUGCAGGCGGGGAGGGUCUGGGGGGCACCCAUCCCAUGGAGACAUGUGCAGCCGCGGGCGAGCUAGGAGAAGGGCAGCCUUCUGCUCGCAGGAUGCUGAGAAGGGUUUCCACGCUGGAUUCCACAGACUCCCUCCCCGACGACGCCAUGGCCGUGGAAGGACAGCAGCCGGAGGCGCUGGACUCCGGGGCCUUUAUGCGCUACUAUCACGUGUUCCGGGAAGGCGAGCUGUGUGGGCUGCUGAGGGAGAACGUGUCGGAGCUGCACAUCCUGAGCUCCGGGAACGACCAUGGCAACUGGUGCAUCAUCGCCGAGAAGAAGGAGGCCUGUGGCUGA
This is a messenger RNA of Pipistrellus nathusii (Nathusius's pipistrelle), 1362 nucleotides long. NCBI's taxonomy places the organism in Eukaryota, Metazoa, Chordata, Mammalia, Chiroptera, Vespertilionidae. The record is from the annotation of a GenBank genome assembly.